UUUUGUACUAUUAGAACAAAAGAAGCUAAUGGAAUCAAUUAAUAUUGUAGCUGAUGACAACGUAGAGGCUCCAGAGCAGUGUGAUCAAGCAUAUGAGGAGGAACAGAUGCAGUAUGUCCCUCCGGAAUUGGUUGGUCGUCCUGGGAAUGAUUCUGAGAUAUUGUAUCAUUGCUACCUAAUUGCUCUUCAGCCUGAUUUUAGUUGCAACACCAUGCCUCGCGAUAUUUUGCUUGCUACAAGGGCAAGGCUUGAAUUUGAUGAUGAGACUCUGGAUUUUGAGUUAGACGUGCCCAGAGGCAGCUUAAAGAUACGAAUGAAAUAUGUUAGACAUAUUAAACUAACGUCUGAAGAGGUUCUUCUUUGUCAGAAGUUCCAAGUCACACUUUUUAGGCUGCUUAUUGAUCAAAAUCAGAACAAGCUGCAAGAAGCAUUGAGCGGAUCAAACGAGAACAUUGAACAUGCUUUCCUUGAUUAUCUUCUGAUUCCAUCUACAGGCUCGCGUGAAAAUCCAUCAAUUGAUUGGACGUGUGUCAGAUCUGUUCUAUAUCCUCAGGAAACCAUAUCAGAUAAGCAUAUGGAUUGUUGUUCUAAUAGAGUUCAAGGCCGUUAUGUGCACACAAAAAAUGGCUUGAUCUGCUGCUGCAAAUUGCAGAAUUCUUUGGUAGUGACUCCUCAUAACGGUAUCAUAUAUUGCACUACUGAUACUUUGGAUGAUUUGAACAGCAAUUCGUUGCUAAUGCUGAGAAAAGGGGGAUCUGUUACUUAUAAAGCAUACUUUGCGAAACAGCAUGGCAUCACAUUGUGCUUCGACGGAGAACCAUUUAUUAAAGGAAAACAUCUGUUUAUGGUGCAGAACUUUCUUCUGGGAUGUAGGAAUCAAAAGACAAAAGUCCCGACUAAUGCAUCAGUUGAGUUGCCUCCAGAAAUUUGUGAAGUGAUCAUGUCUCCUAUAUCCAUUGGUUCAGUAUCUUCCUUCUCAUAUGCUCCAUCCAUCAUACAACGGAUAGAGUCCUUAUUAAUAGCUGGCAACUUGAAAAGGAUGCUAAUGGCCGACUGCAUGCUCAAUGAUAUGAUUCCGACCAUCAAGGUCUUAGAGGCAAUUACGACUAAAAAUUGCCGAGAGAAUUUUCAUUUGACAUCAUUGGCAACCAUUGGAGACUCCUUCUUGAAAUAUGCUACAAGUCAACAACUAUUCAAGACACAUCAAAAUCACAACAAUGGUCUUCUUACUGAGGAGAGAACAAAAAUCGUCUCCAACCUCGCACUAUGCAAGCUGGGAUGCGAUAAGAAGAUAUCGGGGUUUAUCCGCAAUGAAUGUUUUGACCCUAAAACAUGGAGAAUUCCUGGUGAUAACUCUCAAACCUAUACACUGCGGGAAGAAGUGCUUUCAACUAGAAUAAUUGUUUAUGGCAGGGAGAAAAGGAUGAUUAAAAUUAAGACGGUUGCUGAUGUAAUUGAGGCCCUUAUUGGUGUAUUCAUUUGUACGACAAGUGAAAGAGCAGCCUUAGCGUUUAUGAAAUGGAUGGGUUUUGAAGUUGACUUCGUUUAUGUUCAGUACAAAAGGCCAGUCGCUGCAAAUCCAGAGAAGCUGGUUGAUCUCAGAUUUUUCAAGUCUCUAUUGAAUCAAUACUCAUUCCGUGAUGCUUCUCUCCUUGUUGAAGCACUUACUCAUGGUUCUUACGUGCGACCCGAGAGCCCCACAUCCUAUAAGCGUCUGGAAUUUCUUGGGGAUGCAGUGCUGGACUAUCUCAUCACCAUGCAUCUCCACAAUGAGCAUCCCAAUCUGUCUUCUGGAUUAUUAACAGAUUUAAGGUCAGCUUCUGUGAACAAUGACUGCUAUGCACGAACUGCAAUUAAAGCUGGGCUUCAUAAGCACAUUCUACAUGGUUCACAAGCCCAGCGGCGGCGCAUUCUUGCAAUUGUUGAAAAUUUUGAGCAAUCAUCACAAGACUCGACUUUUGGGUGGGAGUCAGAGCCAGUAAUCAAGAUUCUUGCAGACAUUAUAGAAUCUCUUGCCGGGGCAAUAUACGUUGAUUCUGGAUAUGACAAAGAGGUUGUAUUUAGAAGCAUAAAGCCGCUUCUCGAGCCUCUGGUUACCCCUGAGACUUUAAAGCUCCAACCUGUGAGGGAACUGGAGGAAUUGUGUGCAAAGGGAAAAUUUGUCAUGAAGGAGGCUGUCAGAUAUGACAAUGGUGAGAUAUCCGUCGAGCUUGAAGUUGAUGCAAAUGGUGCUACUCACACAUGUCAGCAAUCUGCGGCAAACAAGGAUGCAGCAGAAAAAAAAGCAGCCAUGGCUAUUUUGGAGAUGCUAAAGGGAAAUGAGUUACACCGGAGGGGCCACGCACAACCCCGCCUGUCUUGAGAAACAGGACAAUCAGAUUGCCUUUUGGCUGGAUCAUAUACUGUCAAGUAGCCAUUUGAACUCAAAGCUUGAUCUCGCUAGUUGAAGCACUUGAAGAAGAAUCUUGCAUGCCUCUCUUGCUCAUUCAAAUUGGUGAUACUUCUCCAUGUAUCAUGGGGUUUUUUUUUUUUUCUUUUUUUAAUAAUUGUAUUUUCCAUUGUCUAUUAAGAUAUGACAAGGUAAGUGUGAUUUUAUC
Messenger RNA from Coffea eugenioides, 2597 nucleotides. RefSeq names its product endoribonuclease Dicer homolog 2-like. The record is from RefSeq and is a predicted model, not a curated record. The transcript has 10 exons. NCBI's taxonomy places the organism in Eukaryota, Viridiplantae, Streptophyta, Magnoliopsida, Gentianales, Rubiaceae. Gene Ontology annotation, cellular component: nucleus; cytoplasm. Gene Ontology annotation, biological process: siRNA processing. The coding region runs from base 29 to 2362 and encodes 777 amino acids. Gene Ontology annotation, molecular function: ribonuclease III activity; protein binding; RNA binding.